CUUGUACUUAAAUUUAUGAAAGUGGACUACACUCUGCUAGGAAUGGUGUCUUCUAAUUGUGUGAAAGUGAUACCGACCGCUCAAAACGAUAAAACCGAGAAUAAAACACAAAAAAUAAUUGUUGGCGAUCAAGAGGGAAUAUUGCAGUUGAUUCAAAUGCGUAAAGGAAAAGUACACAUGUUGUUCAAAACGUUGCCUUUAGAGAAAAUAACCCAAGUCUGUUUAGGUGGAGCUCUCGGGACUGUGCAAGAUAAAAUAUUUGUGUCGAUGGGUUCGUCUGUUCGAGGGUAUACAAAGAAAGGUCAGAUGUUUCUGAGUUUCGACACUGGACUAACGGAACCUGUUAAAUGCAUGUACGUCACCGGAAAUGAACUUUUAGUAUCGGGCAGACACGUUUUUAAUCAUUUUAGCGAUUGCAAAGACAACAGUACCUACUUGUGUCCAGAAACGAUCAAUAGUAUAGUAGCGUUAGAUGUAAUAAAGAUGCAAGGCGUAAUGCCCAUCUUGGCGUGUGCUGAUCUAUGCAUUAGAAUACUUGAAGGAUCGGCGGUGAAAAAAAAAUUUUAUUUGCCGUCAGAGCCUACUUACUUACAUUUGAUGAACAACAAUGGCGGAUCGUAUGGGAAUGAAGUACUGGUCGGAUUACAAAACGGUGUUAUUGUAUUGCUUAAAAUCGAAAAAAAUGCAUCAGUCAACACUCUUUGGGAACUGAACAAGGAAACUAAACAAGGAACUGUGACUUGUAUGGACUGUUACAAUAUUGACGGUGAAGAUCAUCUGUUAGUUGGCCGACAAAGCGGUUCUGUUGAAGUUUAUUCGUUGGAUUCAAACUCAGUGCCUAUUGAAAAAUACAAAUAUAUUUGUUCAGAAAGUGUAACAUCCAUUCAAGGUGGUUCCGUAAGAAUUCAUGGAGUUCCAGAAGUGGUUGUCUCAAGCUUUACAGGUUGGUUAUUUGGUUUGACAUUUGUUGUCCAACAUGUCGACAAAGAAGUUGUUUUAGAAUCGUCAAAUAUAAUAUUAAACGACGACAAACAAAAAAUCGCAGAUAUUAGGACGGAAGUCAGCGAUUUAGAACGUCUAGUCGCAAUUGAGAGAGAGAAAUAUUUAGAAUACACCCAAAAGAGUUCUAGGAUUUCUGUUUUGCCACAAUUAGCUGUCAAAAAUACAAUGCUUUUGGAUCCAGAAAAUAUAACGUAUCAUUUGAUAAUCGAAUUGGAAGCCACUAUUGACAAUGUUUUAUUACAAUGUAACUGUUUGAUACAUUUGAUCGACGUUGAAGCCAAUAACACGGCCGUGGUGAGCAAAAGCAAAUGCAAUGAGCAGGAUGACAAUAAGCUAUUAAUCACAUACAGAUGUCAGAUGAACACUACCAAGUUGGAAUUAAAAAUGUGGUCCCACGAAGGCGAUCAUGGGAUUCUGACCGUUUAUAUUACACCAUUAUUGCAACCUAAGAGCUGUCAAGUGUGUACAUUUCCCAUAAAACCGCUUUUGUACCAUCAGAGAACUUACAAAGAAAACAACUAUCAACCUCAUAGUUUUUUAACACUGACUGGUGGGUUCAGUCUUGCCGAAGCUCACGCGUGGAUUUCAAAUUGUUUUCCGGGCAUACCAGAUAAACCAGCUGCUCAAGAAAACGUAGAAUACACAUUUGUAUCUUCGUUAAUCGGUACAAUUUUACAUUGUACUUACAGCCGAGGUUCGAUAACCGUCAAGACAGAUAACAUAACGGCCAUAUCGAUUCUCAAGGACAAUUUCAGCAAAGAAGCGACCAGAAAAAAUAUCAUACUAGACAUGUCUUACGAUAUUUCUGAAAUCAGUCUGACAUCUGUAAUGACCGCCAUCGUAUCUAAACUCAAAGUGGACACAGAAAACGACCAUCGAUUGAAACUAGUUAACGCCAUGAAACAGUUGCCCGUCAAUGCCAAUUGCGGUGAUGAAACAUUAUCGGAAAACUAUUUGAAAAUGAUAGCCGACGAGGACAGAUUAAAGCAAGAAGUGUCUAAACGACCGUGUCGUCUACAACGUUUACGGGCACUAACUUUGUCAUUGUUCGACGACUGGCACAAGUUAAAGGGAUUAAACGUGAAAUCCGAUUCUAGAGCCAGCCUACAACACCUUUUACAGACUAGUAAUGCAUUGGAUUCGGCAAUUGAUUUGUUUAUUAUUUGAGACGGUUUUCCAUUAUAUGAUAUGUCAAAUUAUAUAUCAAUACCAUUAAAAAGUUUUUCUCGAUAGUUUAAACUAAAUUUAAUAUAAUAAUAAAAUAACCUCAACCUUACCUGCAGAACGAAUAAUCAGUGGUUAACAUUUGGGUUGGGACCCAAAAAACUUCCUGGCUAUUCCAUUUCCUAGAAUCAAUAUUAAUCUGUAGUCAUCUGUAGUCAAGAGUCAAAAGCUUGUACGUACAAAAAAUACAAUUUUAAGGUUUUACAUGUUAUGGGUAGUUAAAGAUGUACAAAUACAGUAUCUGUAGUUCUAAUAUCAAUGAGAUUUUCAAAAAUGUAUUAAAAUAAUCUGUGUAAUUUUCUUUUUGGAAACAUUAUUGUUAUUUAAUAUGUUAUUUUUACAAUAUUAUAAAAUUACUACAUAUUAGGUACUACAUUUACCUUUUUUUAGUAUUUUCCAAUAUAAGUUAAGAAUCAUUUUCUGAAUAAUUAGACUGGUCGAUAACCAGUUUUUGAUAAUUACUGAAGAAGUUUAACUUAAAUAUUAAAAGUUAAAAUUUAGACGGGAGGAAGGGUCGAGUGAAAUGUUAUUUCUGCCGGCACUACUCUACCACACUACACUUAAGUAAAAAUACUGAGCUGUAGAAAAUAAUAGAAAAGCCAAAAGGUAAAUGUUUUCAAAAAGAAAAAUAGUUAUUACUUUUCGAGAAAAUGAGUGUCUUAUUGAUCACCCUGUAUAGAAAAAUAGCUCUUUAACUUUCAUAACAAAAUCUAAUACAACGCAGUUGAUUGCGUCAGACUAUCACAGACUGCAUAAUUUUCAGUCCGUGAUGGCUAUAGACCAAAACAUUUUGUUAGGUAAUAUAGUAACAACAUUUAUACUUUAAUAGUAAUGCCUUGAUAAAGUAAACAUAAAACUUAUACGUGAAUUAGUUUUAGACCCUUAAAUGUUAUCCUUAUUAGUAUUAUCUUAAAUCAUUAAACUUUUUCAUUUCUAAUCUUGCUGAAUACUAGUUUUUACAAUUUACCAUUAGCACAUAACCAUUUAACCAGCAAAUAACAAUAUAAUUAAUAAAUAAUACUGGUCGAUAACUCUCUUGAAAACUCUCUAG
This is a messenger RNA of Adelges cooleyi (spruce gall adelgid), 3277 nucleotides long. RefSeq names its product Bardet-Biedl syndrome 7 protein homolog. The record is from RefSeq and is a predicted model, not a curated record. Gene Ontology annotation, cellular component: membrane; BBSome; neuron projection. Gene Ontology annotation, molecular function: protein binding. Gene Ontology annotation, biological process: cilium assembly; intracellular protein localization; intracellular transport. The transcript has 16 exons. NCBI's taxonomy places the organism in Eukaryota, Metazoa, Arthropoda, Insecta, Hemiptera, Adelgidae. The coding region runs from base 16 to 2169 and encodes 717 amino acids.